Molecule: messenger RNA, 2348 nt
Organism: Oncorhynchus gorbuscha (pink salmon)
Lineage: Eukaryota; Metazoa; Chordata; Actinopteri; Salmoniformes; Salmonidae
Gene: orc2
Product: origin recognition complex, subunit 2
Exons: 17
Coding region: 194-1864 (556 amino acids)
Biological process (GO): DNA replication
Cellular component (GO): nuclear origin of replication recognition complex; nucleus
Molecular function (GO): DNA replication origin binding
Source: RefSeq, a predicted model, not a curated record
ACUCAACACGUGGUUUAAAAACUUGCAGGCCAGCCCGCGGAAAUCUGUCAAAGAGCUUUCAAGCUGCGCGCACUUUGUAGACUUUUCUAACUUGACUCAGUGUAGUAGUUAAUAUUUGUCAUUUAAAAUAUAUAUAUAUAAUUGUGUCUUAUACAAACGUGCGCUAUAACGGGAAGUUAAAACAGCAGCCAGUAUGAGUAUAUUGGAGGUGAGGUUUGUGGGUGACGCAGAUGCACUGGAACACAUGGUGGACAAACAACAAGAUGUGCAGGGCAGCAGUAUGCAGAGGCUGGUGACUCUGAGGAGUGAAGCGGAGAGGAGCGAUAGAGAGGAUGACGCAGGCCUUAGUGAGCUGCACUAUGUUCAGGUCCUCGGAACAGACGAGGGGGAGGAGUGUGUAGCAGCAGGAGGAGGAGGGUCAUCAGUGUUCACCUUUCAGACGGUCAAACGCUCCAACAUGAUGGCCCAGAUGGCGUCUGAGCUGGCUCGGACCCCAACGAGGAGUGUGACCUUCAGAACAACACCUGACACUUCUGGCCCCGCCCACAAUGGCUGCAAUGUGAGUGAGAACAGGACUCCUCAGAAGGGCAGGAAGGUGCAGUUUGUUUCCACAACGCCCCACAGACUCAGGAAGAGACUCUCAGCUCCCAGCCUGAGAUCCGACAGCGACAGCGAGCUCUCUCCCUCUGACUCUGGAGAGGAGGAGGAGGAUGAUGAAGAUGAUAAGGGGAAGAGAGAGGAGGACAGAGUGAAUCAGUCCAGCACACCCAGUAAGCCUUCAGCCACAGCUCUCUAUAAGACACCUGCUAAGAAGAGCAAGACCGCCCCAGAACCACCCUGCCAGGCCAGUCUGGUCGAGGAAUACUUUGAGGCUCACGGCAGUUCUAAAUUCCUGACAUCAGACCGGACCCUGCAGCGCCUACACACCCCUAAACUAGACCGGGAGACCUUGUUCCGUCUGUUAGAAGGGAAACCGGCGUGUUAUUCUUCAGAGAUUGAGAAGCUCCACUCCAGUCACCAUGAACACUUCAACAAGUGGAUGCUGCAGCUACAGCUGGGUUACAGUGUGUUGCUGUACGGGCUGGGCAGUAAGAAGGCCUUACUCGAGGAGUUCCGAGUGUCUCUGCUCUGUCAGGAGAUACACCUGGUUGUCAACGGAUUCUUCCCUUCCAUCUCUCUCAAAUCAAUCCUGACUGCUCUGUCUGCAGAGAUUCUAGAACACCAAGGAACGUUCCGGAACCCUGCUGACCAACUACAGUACAUCACCACCACCCUCAGAGAACAGCCGGACCUCCAUGUGUACCUGUUGAUCCACAACAUUGACGGUCCCAUGCUCCGUGGAGGGAAGACCCAGAAUGCACUGGGCCAACUGGCCUCACUACCCAACCUGCACCUUGUUGCCUCCAUCGACCACAUCAACGCACCGCUUGUGUGGGACCAGUGUAAACUGAGUCAGUUUAACUGGUUGUGGUGGGAGUGCGUGUGUUUCCAGCGUUAUGUGGAGGAGACGUCCUAUGAGAACUCUCUACUAGUUCAACAGACUGGAGCCCUCGCCCUCUCCUCCAUGACACACGUCCUGCGCAGCCUUACGGCUAACGCCAGGGGCAUCUUUAAACUGCUGGUGGAGUUUCAACUGGAGAACAAAGACAACCCUUCAUACACAGGCUUGUCAUUCCAGGACUUCUACCAGCGUUGUCGGGAAGCCUUCCUGGUGAACUCUGACCUCACCCUGCGUACCCAGCUCACAGAGUUCAGAGACCACAAACUCAUCCGCACACGCAAGGGUGCUGAUGGAGUGGAGUACCUGCUGGUUGCCGUGGAGACCAGCACUCUGACUGACUUCCUGGAGAAAGAAGUAGAGUGAGGAGAGGAUCAUGUUCCGUCUUUCUCUCCAACCCAAGAGAACUGGGCCUCACUGGGUCAGACAACUGGGCGGUAUUGAUAACGGGUCUCGUAGGGUCAGAGAACUGGGUCUCACUGGGUCAGAGAACUGGGCGGUAUUGAUAACGGGUCUCGUAGGGUCAGAUAACUGGGCCUCACUGGGUCAUACAACUGGGCGGUAUUGAUAACGGGUCUCGUAGGGUCAGACAACUGGGCGGUAUUGAUAACUGGUCUCGUAGGGUCAGAGAACUGGGCGGUAUUGAUAACUGGUCUCGUAGGGUCAGAGAACUGGGCGGUAUUGAUAACGGGUCUCGUAGGGUCAGAGAACUGGGCGGUAUUGAUAACUGGUCUCGUAGGGUCAGAGAACUGGGCGGUAUUGAUAACGGGUCUCGUAGGGUCAGAUAACUGGGCGGUAAUUGAUAACGGGUCUCGUAGGGUCAGACAACUGAGCGGUAUUGAUAACUGGU